Molecule: messenger RNA, 1236 nt
Organism: Histoplasma mississippiense
Lineage: Eukaryota; Fungi; Ascomycota; Eurotiomycetes; Onygenales; Ajellomycetaceae
Exons: 3
Coding region: 1-1236 (411 amino acids)
Source: RefSeq, a predicted model, not a curated record
AUGGGGGCCGGCAAGCUUCCUGAGCAAGCAGUUGGGUUCCUCAGGGGAAUUACAAACGAAGAGAUUCUGGCGAUGCUCCGCGGGGAUAUUCAACUCCGCCGGCGGAACAGGACGAUUCGGAUGCUUUGGUGCCGUCGAUUGCCUGCGAAGGAGGAUGAUGUUAACCUUUUUGAGGAUUUGAAUACUAGUACAGAGGACCCAUAUAGAGAUAUUACCUCACUAGCCACAGAUUCCGAGGCGUCCUCCACCUUUGGAUACGAAGACUCAAGUUUACGAGACGAAUACCCCGGAUCAGCUACUUCGUCAAUUUCAAGCAAGACACAGAAACAAGAGCCGUUGUGGAAGCAUGAAUGUUGGGUGCAAAUUGAUGGAUUUCCGGAUGCUGUCGAAAUCGGCCGCGUGACGCGGAAAAUUUUAGGAUUUUUUCCUCGAGCAAGGCGAAAAUCGCUUGCCCCGCUAUCAACGCCCUAUGCCGACCUCGAUGAUAUCCCGCACUCCCUUUACCAAAAGCAAACGCACAAUACCAGGACUGCAAACGCCUCCUCUUCCUCUAUCAAUUCGUCCCCAUUCGAUUCUCACCUCUCACCAUCAUCCCGCACCUUCGACCGUUCUAAACCAAGUUUAAGAUCCUUCUCCAACCCAAACAUCCAUCGGUAUCGCAGCAGCUUCACCCUCUUAGGCCACGGUGGCGUAGGAACCCUGGGUCCCAACGUAAAAGUCCCCGGUCCCGCCGAAGAUAAGCUCAACCAAUUCGUAAAAACACAUCUACCUCAACUCGCGCUCUCUCCGCUGCAGUCAUCUCUUCAAAUCCCGCCAUCAUCAAACAGCUACGGCCGGCGUACAUCUGUAGAAUCUACAUCCACCGUCGUCUCGAAUACGUCGUCUACGGGUCUUGAGAACGUUGGCGGCGCCAUUGAAGGCUGGAUGCGCAAGAUGACCCGCAGUGCCAAGGCUGGUGUUACGGAGUUUCAGCAGCAGGACGGUCGUUUGGGCAUCGGCGGUAUGGGUGACCUGAUCGAGCUGGCCGAUACGCCGGAUGGGAAAGGAACCUCUAGUCAUAUUGAACCUGGUGUCGAUACAACUUCGUCGACCAGGGACGGGACAGGAAGUGACAUUAAUUUUAGUCCUCUUAUAUCGUCUAGGUCCGGGUCUGAAUCUGAAUCUACUAUCGGGCUCUUCACAUCCAGAGAUGGUAGUAACGGCAGUGUAAGAGGUAGGAGGAAGAAAGGCGACUGA